Molecule: messenger RNA, 737 nt
Organism: Tuber melanosporum (Perigord truffle)
Lineage: Eukaryota; Fungi; Ascomycota; Pezizomycetes; Pezizales; Tuberaceae
Exons: 2
Coding region: 420-656 (78 amino acids)
Source: RefSeq, a predicted model, not a curated record
ACCACGGGCAGAAAGCGAACAAUACAAGCACAGUCACGUGAUAAGACUGGGGUGAAAUCCUCAGAGCAGGUCUCCCUCGCUACCUGCACGUCAAAGGAUCGCCCUCAAAAUGCAUUCUGGGAAAGCUCGUAACUUCAUAUCGCAAGUAUCCCCUUGGUAUAUAAUAUAACAAGUCUGGGAAACCCGGUUUAACUUUACUCAAUUCCGAAUCAGCCGAACCUGACAAUUCUCAACCCCUGAAAUCUACACACUCCGAAGCACCUGUCGAGACCCCCGCCCCAAUGCUGGCCUGCCGCACCUAAGGCCGAGAGUCGACAACGAACGAAUUCGCGUUUGAAAUUGAAGGCAUUCGUAGGAGUCGGUGUUUCUAUUCUUAUCCCCCACGCCCAUCACUCCAGGCGGUGUAAUAUGAGGUAACUAUGGUUUCAAGAUCCUUAGUCACGUUCUCCCCCCGCGGGACCGAAGUCGCCGCCACAUUUACGGAAGUGUUCCCUCGUGGACAGGAGGGUUAUAAUUUGGGGUCGGGACGAAUUGCGGGCAGGGUUUGGGCGCCGCCUUCGAGGUGCACGCGGUCUUUCGGCUGCUGUAUGCCUGAGAAACCUCUCUGCGUGGCCAAUACCGGUAAGGUGAUUGAAUACAGUUGGCAGGCCCUGUAACAUUACAUCAGUAUACUCCGAGAGCUAUAUCAUAACCUUCAAUAUAAUUUAUUCAUCAUAGUCGCAGCACAACUGGGAUGA